AUGCCUGACAAGAUUCUCGACGACAUUUCCCACCGCCGCUACAACCCGCUGACGGACAGUUGGCUGUUGGUCUCGCCUCACCGGACAAAGCGACCAUGGCAAGGCCAGCAGGAGGCUGCUGUUGAGGCAAAGCUACCCGAAUACGACCCGAAGUGCUAUCUCUGCCCGCGCAACACGCGUGCUUCUGGUGACCACAACCCCGACUACGAAAAGACGUUUGCCUUUGUCAACGACUACAGCGCCGUCAAGGAGCAGCAACCCGACUAUGAGCCCGAGCCUUCCUCCAAUGACCUUGGGUCCCUCCUCUUGCAGGCAAAGAGCGUCAAGGGCGUCUGCUAUGUCAUGACGUUUUCACCGAAGCACCACCUCACACUCGCCGACAUGCCCGGCUCCGACAUCCUGCCCUGCAUUGACCACUGGACGCGCAUUUACGCCAACCAUUUGGCCGCAUCGAACCCGCUCGCAGCCGUUGCCAGCAAGCUGCAGCUCUCCGUGUCACGCGACCAAGCCCCGAUCCCAACGGACGAGUACCGCUACAUGCAAAUCUUUGAGAACAAGGGCGCCGCUAUGGGCUGCUCCAACCCGCACCCGCACUGCCAGAUCUGGACCACGUCGACUAUGCCCGAGGAACCUGGCAAGGAGAUUGUGCAGAUGAGCAGGUACAGGAAGCAGCACGGCCGCCACCUCCUCGCCGACUACACCAAGCUCGAGCUCGAGAAGCAGGAGCGCAUCGUCUGGCAAAACGAGGGAUUCCUCGUCGUCUGCCCCUGGUGGGCCGUCUGGCCGUUCGAGGUCCUGGUGCUGCCCAAGCGCCACGUCCGCGCCCUGGUCGACUUCACCGCCGAGGAGCGUCUGCAGCUCGCCGAGACGAUCCAGGAGGUGACGCGCCGCUACGACAACCUGUUUGAGUGCAGCUUCCCGUACAGCUCCGGCAUUCACCAGGCGCCGCUGCAGGGCACCGUGGAGGAGGUUGAGAACUCGUACCUCCACAUGCACUUUUACCCACCGCUGCUGCGGUCUGCGACGGUACGCAAGUUUUUGGUUGGUUUUGAGUUAAUGGCGGAGCCUCAGCGCGACAUUACGCCCGAGCAAGCUGCCGCUCGUCUGCGCGACUGCGGCGGCGAGAUUUAUAGAAGUCGAAACAAGUGA
This is a messenger RNA of Cordyceps fumosorosea ARSEF 2679, 1149 nucleotides long. RefSeq names its product galactose-1-phosphate uridylyltransferase. The coding region runs from base 1 to 1149 and encodes 382 amino acids. The record is from RefSeq and is a predicted model, not a curated record. Gene Ontology annotation, biological process: beta-D-galactose catabolic process via UDP-galactose, Leloir pathway. The transcript is spliced from 4 exons. NCBI's taxonomy places the organism in Eukaryota, Fungi, Ascomycota, Sordariomycetes, Hypocreales, Cordycipitaceae. Gene Ontology annotation, cellular component: cytoplasm. Gene Ontology annotation, molecular function: zinc ion binding; UDP-glucose:hexose-1-phosphate uridylyltransferase activity.